UCCUGUUGACACUGGAAUCAUUCCCACAGCCGCGUUCUCACAGUUAAACGUGAUAAUGGGAUGUUUUAAUCUUAAACCGGUCCACCGGUCAUGGACCUGCGGUUACACCUCCGGUCCGGCAGGGGGCGGGAGGCCUGUUCUUGUUCUGCAGUCCGCCUUUUAAAGCGCAGAAGAAAAGUCUCGCCUCCGUCAUCAAGACGCGACGCCGCCAGGCAGCGCGACCGGAGAGGCUUCAUGUCGGUGUUUCACGACGAGGUGGAGAUCGAGGACUUCGAGUUCGACGAGGACUCGGACACGUACUACUUCCCGUGUCCGUGCGGGGACAAGUUCGCCAUAACGAAGGAGGAGCUGGAGAGCGGGGAGGAGGUGGCCACGUGUCCGAGCUGCUCGCUGCUGGUCCGAGUCAUCUACGACCAGGAGUUGUUCCUGUCUGGAGAACUCGUGGAAGCCCCGUCGCCCACGGCAACCCAACUGGAGCUGGUUCAGGCCUGAAGACUGGGACCCCCUGGAGUCCUGAGACCCCCUGAAGACUGGGACCCCCUGAAGACUGGGACCCCCUGGAGUCCUGAGACCCCCUGAAGACUGGGACCCCCUGAAGACUGGGACCCCCUGGAGUCCUGAGACCCCCUGAAGACUGGGACCCCCUGGAGUCCUGAGACCCCCUGAAGACUGGGACCCCCUGGAGUCCUGAGACCCCCUGAAGACUGGGACCCCCUGAAGACUGGGACCCCCUGGAGUCCUGAGACCCCCUGAAGACUGGGACCCCCUGGAGUCCUGAGACCCCCUGGAGUCCUGAGACCCCCUGAAGACUGGGACCCCCUGGAGUCCUGAGACCCCCUGAA
Messenger RNA from Pseudoliparis swirei, 842 nucleotides. It is a transcript of the gene dph3, whose product is annotated as diphthamide biosynthesis 3. Lineage: Eukaryota; Metazoa; Chordata; Actinopteri; Perciformes; Liparidae. The transcript is spliced from 3 exons. Gene Ontology annotation, molecular function: metal ion binding. The record is from RefSeq and is a predicted model, not a curated record. The coding region runs from base 91 to 492 and encodes 133 amino acids. Gene Ontology annotation, biological process: protein histidyl modification to diphthamide.